AUGGACGAGAAAGAGCAAAUUAUGGAGUUACUGCAUGCAUUGCAGGCGGAUGUUGCCACUCUCAAAGCUCAAGCAACACAAAAGGAGGCUGCGAAUCGGCCAAUACUAGAGCAUGAUGAGCGAGUUAACACUAUGGUGAAAACAGUUCUGGAACUGAGGGAAGAACUAAUGGAGAUGAGAGAUAUCAUGGACAAGUCCGUGGACGGCGACAAAGGUGGAACUUCCCAAACAGCGAUACCUGCUCUGCAAGCAAAAGGAAUCAAUGCCCCAGGAGGGAUGUCCACGGAACAACUCCAGGAAUUUAAGAAACAAACUCUUCAGAUUAAUGGACUCCAGCAGAAAAUGAAAGACUUAGAGGCCAAGCUGACCGAAGCCAUCGCGAACAUCAAGAAAGGAAACGAGAAAGCAAGCGAAAUGGAAGAAAAGAGCGUGGAGAAUGUUAAAGACCUUUAUAGCACCAUAGACCAGAUCAACAACUCACUGAGCGAAAAGAUCGCCCAACAACGCGUGGAAAUGCAAAAGAUAGCCGGAGACACGCCCAAGGCCAUCAACUACGAUCCCUUCAACUACGGGGAAGCUUACACUGGAGAUUUCGUGGAUUUUCAAGCGAGAAAACGCAUCACUGAGAUCAAGCUGCUCCUACAGAGCCUUCAAGCGGCCAUGAACAGCCUCAGGGAGUCGGUCAAGGUCAGUCCUGCAGUGGACCUCGGGUACAAGGUUGUCCGCUUGGAUCAGCUGUUGGCCGCCACGGGAUUCAAAGAAGCCAUCGAAACUGGAGAAGCCAGCCAUGACGACGUACUUGUGAUCAGCCAGCCCACAUCCAGAGAACCUGGCCGGAUUGAGAUGCCCCGAAAGGAAAUGUUCCAGACGACGGAGGACAUGGAAUCUAAAUGGGCCAUUACAGACUCUAUAAUGCAGACCAUGUAUCGAUUGGAAAUUGAACUCGGAGAGCUGCAAAAAUUGCACGGCUCAUCGGACGCAUCUGGCUUUGGCAAAGCCUUUGAGGAGCUGCAUCACACUAUUCGACAAGUCAAGGACAGACAACUGGACGUGAAAACUGUCAAACGUCUCAUCGACGACUGUGUUCUAAUGAGUAUGCCUGCAAGGGCGCGUCAGCCCAGCGUCGACUUCAAGCCUCAACGGGAGGAAGUCAUGAGCCGAAUGGCAUUGGAGGAAUCGGCUCGGCCUCUCAAGAAUCUGCAGGGAGUCGUCGAGGGCAUUCUCAAGCGUUUGAAGGAAUUAGAAACGAAUUAUCAAAUACGACCGAGCGCGGCCAUCAAGAAAUUGAAAAAGGGAGAUAAGAGAGCUGCUUGCCUGUCCUGUGAUACGGGAAUUGAUCCGAAUUACGUCUACAAGACAUCCAGGCAGGUUCCGAGGGGAGAUUUAUAUGAGCCAUCUGUCGCCAAGAACUUGCAAGCGUUAGUCAAAAUGCCCGCCAGAUCCCAAUACGUCAUCAGUAGAACUUAUGCGAUCGACACCUCUAACGUGACCUCUGACCUAUACGUCAUCCCACGACCUUGUGGUGCCAGUUACACCGUCUACUGGCCAGUGAUAGAUUCUAAACCUCUAAGUAAGCCGUUACAGCCGGAAAUAAAAGUCUCCUUGGAAACGAAACGAAACUUCAUUCGUGGCAGAGACGGUCAUUAUUACGUAGGAUGUGACGUUCCGGUUAUAAAGAGCGAGUAUCAGAAGCGACUUCCGGUAGCAGUUCUAAAGGCGGACGUUCAUGCACGGGCGUGUAUGACCUACAAAACGGCAACUGGAAGCAAAGUUUGUCGGGACAACCAGUACCAAGGAAAACAGGCUCAAAUAACAACGACAGUCGUCAACAAAGAAUC
Molecule: messenger RNA, 1838 nt
Organism: Candidula unifasciata
Lineage: Eukaryota; Metazoa; Mollusca; Gastropoda; Stylommatophora; Geomitridae
Source: the annotation of a GenBank genome assembly